Molecule: messenger RNA, 720 nt
Organism: Marasmius oreades (fairy-ring Marasmius)
Lineage: Eukaryota; Fungi; Basidiomycota; Agaricomycetes; Agaricales; Marasmiaceae
Exons: 4
Coding region: 1-720 (239 amino acids)
Source: RefSeq, a predicted model, not a curated record
AUGCGGCCUGAUCGUAAAGACACUACCAAUGGCGGCUUUACCAUCGGGGUUGCUGUAUGCAUUUGCCUCAUUGCCACAGCUAUCAACAUCUACACCUUCCAACUAUCCAGACCGACGAGGGUUCUGACUUUUCGUGACGUAGCAAAAAUGAGGCAGCCUAACCAAUUCAUUGGCUUGGAAAAGGUCAGCCCUGAAGGUCUCGGGGAGGCACAACCUAUCGUGAUCUACCCCAACCUUCUUUCUCGCAUCAAUCGCAAGAAGCCUACCGAAGUCUAUGGUGACGACCCUGUUAAAUUCGCCAAUUGGGGAGGCCUUGUCGCUCCCGAGGACCGUCCAUUUCAGGUGGAUGCGGAGUUCUCAACCAUCGUAGAGUUCUAUGCCGUCGAUUAUAAGAUGGAGAAUUGUGAGCUGGUCGUCCGUACGCCGAACUCAGGAGAUCCAAGAGAGAAUGUCGUUGACAUUUGGAGUCUUCAGCAUAAGUGGGAACGGUUGGACAUAGCGACACUUUCAUGGAACACCCGACCGUCGAGAAACCGGCUCAUCGAUACCAUCUCACUUUCGUCUCCACCCGAAAACUAUACUUACCCGUUUCAUUGCCCUUUAAACUCGUUACACUCGUUUGAGUUUAGCGCACGAAACCACGAAACAUCAGUGGGUUGGUCCCAAAAUUUAAGUGAUCUCAGUCCAGGUGUUUUUAUGAUUCAGUACCCCAGUGCUUGA